Metschnikowia bicuspidata var. bicuspidata NRRL YB-4993 is the source of this 1270-nucleotide messenger RNA. RefSeq names its product putative ammonium permease (gene FRP3). Gene Ontology annotation, cellular component: plasma membrane. Lineage: Eukaryota; Fungi; Ascomycota; Pichiomycetes; Serinales; Metschnikowiaceae. Gene Ontology annotation, molecular function: acetate transmembrane transporter activity. The record is from RefSeq and is a predicted model, not a curated record. The transcript has a single exon. Bases 344 to 1114 code for a protein of 256 amino acids.
CGGAACUGCGCAGUCCGCGCGAAAAAUUGCAGAAAAAAAAACGGCUAACCCCACAACUGUUGUGUACGGCCCACCACGGCCUCGGGUCUAUAUAUAAGCGCAUCGCCAUCACCAGUCAAGACAAUGGCCUAACAAUAAUUCAUCUGACACAAUCAAGCCCAGGCUCGGAACUCAAUCAGAAUAUUCGCGCAUUGCCCAAGACUCGCUCUACUUUCCCCUUUUUCUUGAGACAAAUUUACCUGCCGUGUAAAUCUCGAGUGUGACUCCUUAUUGCUUUUGCGCAGCCCUUUUACUUUUUGCGCCCCCCUCCGGCUAGACCAACAGCACUAAAUUUACGAUAAAAAUGUCCGACUUGGAAGCACAGCAAUCACAGCCCCAGGCCCUCAACUCCCGCGACGUGCCUGUGACACGCGUGGUGCAUGACGACCAGUACAUCCACUUUGGCAGUGAGCGUUUUUUGAAGAGCGACCUCGCAUCAGCCUUCGGUGGUGAGAUGAACCCCGGUUCGGCACCUGCCCCCAAGCACAACUUGGCCAACCCUGCGCCCCUUGGGCUCUCCGCCUUUGCGUUGACAACUUUUGUCUUGUCGUUGAUCAACUUUGGUGCACGUGGUGUCACGGUGCCAAAUGUCGUUGUGGGCUUGGCGUUCUUUUACGGCGGAGCCGCGCAGUUUGUCGCAGGCAUGUUUGAGUUGGCUGUGGCCAACACUUUCGGUGGCGUGGCUUUGCUGUCGUAUGCCGGCUUUUGGUGUUCAUGGGCGGCAAUCCAGGUGGACUCCUUUGGCAUUGUGUCGGCGUACGGCGGCGACGACCAGGAGUUGGCAUACUCGCUUGGUAUUUUCUUGAUGGGAUGGUUCAUCUUCACGUUUUUCUUGACGGUGAUGACAUUGAAGUCGACGCUUGCGUUCUUCUUGCUUUUCUUCUGUUUGAGUCUCACGUUUUUGCUUUUGAUGAUUGCCGAGUUCAACGGCUCGGUCAAUGUGAAGAAGGCCGCGGGUAUUUUCGGCAUUCUUACUGCGUUCAUCGCAUGGUACAACGCAUACGCCGGUAUUGCCAACUCGCAGAACACCUACUUGACUGUCAGAGCAAUUUCGUUGCCCGACCUCCUGAAGUAGGCCUCUGAGAUGGCGUCUCUGAACGAAUAAUUCUGCAUUGCGCGGCUGGAAGACGAAAGGUUCGGCCGUUGGUGGUCAGAGAGACUUUCUCGAGAGGGUGAGCUAUAUACUGUUUAUGAAUAACUUGAAUGCAACUUAACUUAUUGACCCUUACAU